This is a messenger RNA of Euleptes europaea (tarantolino), 814 nucleotides long. RefSeq names its product adenylate kinase 2 (gene AK2). Gene Ontology annotation, molecular function: ATP binding; AMP kinase activity. Gene Ontology annotation, biological process: ADP biosynthetic process. Gene Ontology annotation, cellular component: mitochondrion; cytoplasm. The transcript is spliced from 6 exons. Bases 25 to 756 code for a protein of 243 amino acids. The record is from RefSeq and is a predicted model, not a curated record. NCBI's taxonomy places the organism in Eukaryota, Metazoa, Chordata, Lepidosauria, Squamata, Sphaerodactylidae.
GGGCAAAGUAGGAAGACUGCGGCGAUGGCUCCGAGUGCGGAAGGCGGAGAGGGGAGCCUCGGCCGGGGUGUCCGGAAGGGCAUCCGGGCUGUGCUGUUGGGGCCGCCCGGGGCCGGGAAGGGAACCCAGGCUCCCCGGCUCACUGAAGCAUACUGCGUGUGUCACUUGGCAACGGGGGACAUGCUGAGGGCCAUGGUAGCCUCGGGUUCAGAGCUGGGGAAGAGGCUGAAGGAGACGAUGGAUGCCGGCAAGCUGGUGAGCGACGAGAUGGUGGUGGAGCUGAUUGAAAAAAACCUGGAAGCCCCUCCCUGCAGAAACGGCUUCCUUUUGGAUGGCUUUCCCCGCACGGUGCGGCAAGCAGAAAUGCUCGACGAGCUCAUGGAGAAAAGGAAAGAGAAUCUAGAUUCCGUCAUUGAAUUCAGCAUUGCCGACUCCUUACUCAUUCGGAGAAUCACAGGACGGUUGAUCCAUCCAGCAAGUGGCCGCUCGUACCACGAGGAAUUCAAUCCUCCUAAACUCCACAUGAAGGAUGAUGUGACUGGAGAGGCCCUGAUCCGCCGCUCAGAUGACAAUGAAGUCGCUUUGAAAGCUCGGCUGAAGUCCUACCACACCCAGACGGCCCCACUGGUCGAGUACUACACCCGACGUGGGAUCCACACAGCAGUGGAUGCUUCCCAGUCCCCCGACGUGGUGUUUGCCAGCAUCUUGGCAGCUUUCUCAAAAGCCACAUGUAAAGACCUCGUUAUGUUUGUUUAGGACUCUUCUCGCGUCUGGCGCUUCCCUUCUUUCCUGUCUUCUUGGGUCAGCAGGAGGG